ACUCUGUGCUCUGUGCUGCUGCACCCGUAAGGAACUGCCGCCUGUUCUGCUCAUAUUCACCGCCGAUCCCACUGGUUCAUCCCCUCGACCCGUAAACAUAGCAUAGCACUCGCAAUCAUGGCGAGGACAGGCUUCUUUCACCAUAUCGGUACCUUCCUGCUCUUCUCGGCCACCAUCCUCCUCAUCAUCACAUGUAUAUCGGCACCUGUCGUUCACAAUCUCUCGCUGCUCAAGGUCGACCUGGGCGACAGCAGCAACGCCAACACCCGGUCGACCGUGACGUUUGGCACCUUUGGCUUCUGCCACAACAAUGUGGCCGGCGGCGGCAGCGAUGACUGCUCCGACCCGCACGUCGGCUACUCGCCCGCGGCGGUGAUGCAGGCGAUCGACGGCACCGACUUCUCGACGUACGCGACCGACACGACGCGGACGCUGACGAAGGCCAUGAUCCUGCACCCGAUCGCGUGCGGCAUCGACUUCCUCGCCUUCCUGCUCGCGCUCGGCGCCGGCGUGCUGGGCUCCUUCCUGGCCGCGCUCGUCGCCCUCGUCGCCUUCCUGGCCACCGCCGUCGCCUGCGUCAUCGACUUCGUCCUCUUCAGCAUCGUCCGCUCCAACGUCAACGACCGCGGCCAGACCACCGGCGCGAACGCCCGCUACGGCCCCGCCGCUUGGACCACCCUCGUCGCCGCCGUCUGCUCGCUGCUCGGCGCCGUCGUCGUGUUCUUUACAUGCUGCUCGGCCAGGCUGCACCGGUCGAGGACGGCGGGGGGCAAGGGCGAUUAUGCUGCGCCGGCGAGGAGGAGGUGGGGUUGGUAAGGGGCAAGGGGUAAGGGGUAGUUAAGGGGUAAAGGGAGUCUGGCCCCCGCCGUUGGAGCGGUCGGUUGACUGCGGAGAUGCCAGACCGUGUGUCUGUGCAGCGGAUAUGAUUUGAUGAGCGGCAUGUGGGCAUGUGUUCUGGACUGACGAGAUACCACGCCUGAUACCAUGGCAUCCUUGCUAUGUAAUUUGUUUACGUUCCUGGUCUGUAUGAAAAUUAUGAUUUAUGGACUUAUC
Molecule: messenger RNA, 1053 nt
Organism: Thermothielavioides terrestris NRRL 8126
Lineage: Eukaryota; Fungi; Ascomycota; Sordariomycetes; Sordariales; Chaetomiaceae
Exons: 2
Coding region: 118-816 (232 amino acids)
Cellular component (GO): plasma membrane; cell division site; growing cell tip
Source: RefSeq, a predicted model, not a curated record